AUGCAUACAUUUUUGCUCAUGGUUGUGUGGGCUAUACUGAGUGGCGGCAGCUGUGACACCCAGCAAGCAGAUGUCGAGACACUCAUGGAUAAUGUUGUGGUCCUGAGGGUGCCCUCUUUUACGGGUAGCAUGGUUCACGUUCCUUUGACCUGCGGAGAAGCUUUUCAGAAUGUGUUUUGGAAGAAAAAUGGUCAGGAGCUCAAUCCGCCUCUGCAGGGGAACCAAGUCCAGGUCCUGGUGGAGGAGAUGAAAGGAGGAAACUACACUUGCCACCUCAGUCCAAGUGGAGAAUACCUGAACCACACUAUGAUCUUAAUCCAGCUUAAUCCAGACAACAGGACGGUCAUAUUGGAAAACAAAGAAGGAGGUCACAUCCACUGCUCGGCACCAAACUAUACAGGAUCCUUUCACUGCUCCUGGAAAAGAACAGCGCUCAGAUCUGAUGCCAGUGUGGUUUUGGUAAAGGCCGAACGUUUUACUGAAGAUAUCCCCUGUGAGCUGGAUGCUGAUGCAUCAGGGGUUCGCUGCCAGGAUGCCCACUGCCCAUACAAAGAGGAGCAACAUCGCAUUUCCCUCACCGUUUACAUACGCAGCCAUGCUCGUUUGGAGGCCUACACAAAGUCUUUCUACCUGAGAGAAAUCGUGAGACCGUCAAAACUCCCUAACCUGCACAUCAGUGAUGGGAAGGUGUUCAGCUGGGACUACCCUGAUACUUGGGAGAAACCCUGCACCUUCUUUGGCCUACAGUUUGAGGUCAAGCUGGUGCACAGUGGACACCCCUGCAACAGUGACAAUCAAAUAAUUAAUAUCACCACUGAUGCAACCAAAUACGAGGUUGGCGUUAAGACCAAGAAGUAUGUUUUCUGUGUGCGAGCUCAGGACAAGUUCACCAGAGGGCCGUGGAGCCACUGGAGUCAGUGCACAGUGAACAAACAUAACGUGGCAUGCUAAGCGUUAGCCGCUGGACUCUGCUGCCGCACCAGAAAGAGGAAAACAGUUUUUAAAAAUAUUGUAAUUCAGAAG
Molecule: messenger RNA, 1023 nt
Organism: Pelmatolapia mariae (spotted tilapia)
Lineage: Eukaryota; Metazoa; Chordata; Actinopteri; Cichliformes; Cichlidae
Gene: il12bb
Product: interleukin 12B, b
Exons: 8
Coding region: 1-951 (316 amino acids)
Molecular function (GO): protein binding
Source: RefSeq, a predicted model, not a curated record